Molecule: messenger RNA, 1981 nt
Organism: Hemibagrus wyckioides
Lineage: Eukaryota; Metazoa; Chordata; Actinopteri; Siluriformes; Bagridae
Gene: kcnab1a
Product: potassium voltage-gated channel subfamily A regulatory beta subunit 1a
Exons: 14
Coding region: 737-1933 (398 amino acids)
Biological process (GO): potassium ion transport; negative regulation of delayed rectifier potassium channel activity; transmembrane transport
Cellular component (GO): membrane; juxtaparanode region of axon; extrinsic component of cytoplasmic side of plasma membrane
Molecular function (GO): transmembrane transporter binding; voltage-gated potassium channel activity; potassium channel regulator activity
Source: RefSeq, a predicted model, not a curated record
AUGAUGUCAUAUAUGAUGUGAUGAUGUGCUAAAUCCUCCUAGAGAGAGGAAGAGUGUGAAACAGAGAAUCGGAGAGAAUGAAAUUAGCAGCUUGUAGGCAGACGAGAGAGAGAGAGAGAGAGAGAGAGAGAAUGAGAGAAAGAGAGAGAGAGAGACUUUAGAGUCUUAUCACUCCCGUGGAUCUGCAGCUGAGCAGCUGAGCUCACCAAAAGAUCGUCGUCUCGGGAUCGUGAAUGAGAGAAAGAAGAGGAGGAGAGAGCAAAUGACAGCAGUAAAUUUGACCGUGGGGGAAGAACGAGUGAAGAAUCUGAAGAGACGAGACGCAGAGAGAGAGAGAAAGAGAGAGGGAGAGAGAGAGAGGUGGAAUAUGCUGAACCUGACGAAAAGCGCUGGACCGUCCUAACAUCCCCUCGCUCCCUCCCUUCCUCCCUCCUCUUCUAGCCGGCUUCUUUGUCACUGACCCUGAUCAAGAUCCUCUCAGCGUGUGUGUGUGUGUGUGAAGUGUCUCCGCAGUGCUCACACUUACACUCACAUUCAACCGAACACAUUCACACGCACAUGUUCUCUCACACACACACACAGAAGAGGAGGAGGACGGCUCAGGAUUAAGGCAGGACUAACUUUCCUCUUCUCUGAGAUGGACUGAAGUGAGCGUCCACCGUCCUGCACACUCCUACAAGACGCACAACUCCUCCAGAUCUCCACAGCGUCCUCGUCCUCAUCCUCGCCGGCCGUCAUGCAGGUGUCCAUCGCCUGCACCGAGCACAAUCUGAAGGGUCGGAAUGGAGAACACGGCAAGCCGAGUGCCACCAGCCCCAACGUGGUGAACGCAGCUCGCGCCAAAUUCCGCACCGUGGCCAUCAUCGCGCGCAGCUUCGGCUCCUUCACCCCACGCCACCACAUCUCCCUCAAAGAGUCCACGGGAAAACACACGGGAAUGAAGUACCGGAACCUUGGGAAGUCUGGAUUGAGAGUAUCAUGUCUGGGUCUCGGAACCUGGGUGACCUUUGGAGGUCAGAUUUCUGAUGAGGUAGCAGAGCAGCUGAUGACCAUAGCCUAUGAGAGCGGUGUGAACCUGUUUGACACGGCCGAGGUUUACGCUGCAGGAAAAGCUGAAGUCAUCCUGGGAAACAUUAUCAAGAAAAAGUGCUGGAGGAGAUCCAGUUUGGUGAUCACCACAAAGCUCUACUGGGGAGGAAAAGCAGAGACUGAGAGAGGUCUUUCCAGAAAGCAUAUAAUAGAAGGUCUGAAAGGCUCCCUACAGAGGAUGCAGCUGGAAUACGUGGAUGUGGUCUUCGCCAACCGUCCUGACAGCAACACGCCCAUGGAGGAGAUCGUGAGGGCGAUGACCCACGUGAUCAACCAAGGGAUGGCUAUGUACUGGGGGACGUCUCGAUGGACAGCCAUGGAGAUUAUGGAAGCGUACUCGGUGGCCAGACAGUUUAACCUCAUCCCCCCAGUGUGUGAACAGGCGGAGUAUCACCUCUUUCAGAGGGAGAAAGUGGAGGUGCAGCUCCCCGAGCUCUACCACAAGAUAGGUGUAGGAGCCAUGACGUGGUCACCUCUGGCCUGUGGAAUCAUCAGUGGAAAGUAUGAAAACGGUAUCCCAGAAUCCUCCAGGGCUUCAAUGAAGUCAUAUCAGUGGCUGAAGGAGAAGAUCAUGAGUGAGGAUGGGAGGAAGCAGCAGGCUAAGCUGAAGGAGUUAUCUCACAUCGCCGAGAAGCUCGGCUGCACUCUGCCACAGCUGGCUGUAGCCUGGUGCCUGAGGAACGAAGGAGUGAGUUCGGUUCUCUUAGGCACCUCUAACCCAGAACAGCUAACAGAAAAUCUGGGAGCCAUUCAGGUUCUACCCAAGAUGACGUCCCAUAUAGUGACCGAAAUCGACCACAUACUCGGAAACAGACCGUACACUAAGAAGGACUAUCGCUCCUAGGGGUUUGGGUGACAUCGUCCCAGUGUGUUUCCUGAUCUGAACCUCUCC